UAAAUCAUUUGUGUAAACCAAGCAUUUUAGAUAGCAUUUUAAAACAAAUAUAUAAUAUAGCAUUUUAAAACAAAUAUAUAAUAACAGUAGAGCAAUACAGUCGGCUACAAUACACGGUGCCAAUCAGACGUGCUACCUCCUCGCAACAAAUUCUUUUGUUUUCGUGCAGGCUCAAAAUGAGCCCAACUCGAAAAAACACGAUCUUCGUGGACUUCGGAGUCCUACCAGCUCGCCCACCGCUGGAUUCCAUAAAAACCUUUGUGGAAAAAAGCAUGGGCCUUAAUCCUGCCGGGUUUAAGUGUCUUCAACUGCAUAACACCCGGAACGGCAUCCUCAUCGAGAUGGCUGAUCUAGCAACAGCCACCAAAGUAACAGCAGACAACCACAUGAAGCACGCGCUCCGUUCGGGUGAGAAGAAUUUCCUGAUUCCGGUGUACGUUGACGACAACGCCGUCGACGUCCGGGUCCAUGAUCUUCCGCCGGGAAUGCCCAACGACGACAUCGCUGACGGAAUGGCGCAGUAUGGAGAGGUGCUGACGAUUACGGACGACGUUUGGAAGAACUUCUUCCCCGGGAUUCCAAACGGUGUGCGGGUCCUGAGGAUGAAACUCGCCAGAUCCCGACUUGCCGACGAUGUGGACAGAAAAGUCACCCCGAAAAAACCUGCUCAUCUGCGAAAGCAAAAAAGAAGACCAUGAUCGCGAACCAGAAGAACGACAAACCAACAACGACGAAUACUACUAUUGUGCCAGCAGCAACAACAACAACAGUAUCUAAUCCCAUCUCGAAGGUCACCGACGGCGAUGGGUUUAGAACUGUUGAUAAGAAAGGAAAGUGUGUGAAACGACAACUUUCUGUCGAGUCCAAAACAACGCCCCAACAAAAGCGCAGCCAAAUAAAUUUCGACAGCGAAACUGAAAUGGACGAAGACACGUUGAAGCUGAUCAGUAAAGAAGAAAGCGCGAAAUUAAGAACGGACAAUUUUAUGAAGUGGUGUGAGUUGAU
This is a messenger RNA of Culex quinquefasciatus (southern house mosquito), 1005 nucleotides long. RefSeq lists its product as uncharacterized. The record is from RefSeq and is a predicted model, not a curated record. The transcript is spliced from 2 exons. NCBI's taxonomy places the organism in Eukaryota, Metazoa, Arthropoda, Insecta, Diptera, Culicidae. Bases 177 to 698 code for a protein of 173 amino acids.